UGUUAGUGUUGGUGCCUCGACACCAGUCUGGAAGGAGCGACUCGGUGACUGCGGCGACCGCAUUUCUCGGCAGCAUGGGAGACGUUGUGGGAUAUACCGCAAAAGGAUUUUAGGAACCGCCGUGAAAAUGGCAGAGAGGUUGGAGUGGGUGGAGAUCAUUGAGCCUCGCACACGGGAGCGCAUGUACGCCAACCUGCUGACGGGAGAGUGUGUGUGGGAUCCUCCGCAGGGUGUUUGCAUCAAGCGGACUGGUGACAACCAGUGGUGGGAGCUGUUUGACCCCAACACCUCACGCUUCUACUAUUACAAUGCCUCCACCCAGCGCACCGUGUGGCACCGGCCUCAGGCUUGCGACAUCAUCCCCCUGGCCAAGCUGCAGACCCUGAAGCAGCACACGGACACGACCAACCCCCGUCCUGCAGGCGGAGGGGGGAGAGCAUCUGCCGACAACAGCCCGGGACGCAACAGCGGGGUCAGCCGAGAGGGAAGCACCUCCUCCUCUCUCGACCAGGAGCUCUCUGAAAAGCAGGGCAACAGAGAGGAGGCAGAUAGGACUUCUCCCUUCAGGUGGAACACUGGUACAAAAGAACGGAUGCUGAUCAAGGUGACGGACCGAGAGCCCAGCUUCUUGGCCCAUCAGGGAAACGGUUACUCUCCCUGUGACCCCCCGACUCCUGGCGGUGCUCCUUCAGGGGGGGGCACGGCCUCGCGAACCCGCCGUUCGUCCGGCGGAAACGCGCCCUCGGAACCCGACGGCUCCCCCGUCCUCUACGCCGACCGCCGCCAGUCUCCCUUCCUGAAGCGCGCCGAGCUGGGGGGCACCGGCACCCACCGGCGCUCGUCGGCCGACUCCCAGCCCCCCUCGCCCCGCUACGCGUACGAGCCCCCGCUAUACGAGGAGCCGCCCUCAGAGUACCAGCCCCCUCCCAUCUACGAAGAGCCGCCCACCGACAUGCACCUGUCCGACUCUGCCUUCUACGGCACUGGAAAGUCGCCUGCUCGCAAGACAUCCGCCCCCCUCUACCACUCCCCCAAGCAGGGCCAGUCGCCCUAUGGCCAGCUGGUUCUGACCAGGCAGAAGUGUCCGGAAAAAACCCAGAGUCUGGAGUACAGUCCGGUGGGGAAGGAGUACGUCAAGCAACUGGUGUACGUGGAGCAGUCGUCUUCCAGCCCUCGCUUCAAAACCGCCGACCGCCUGCUGCGCUACGGCACCACGGGGGGCUACGGCGGUUCGUACGGGGGGUCCUACACGCUGCAGCACAGCCAGUCUCUGAUACGCGACCCCCGUCUGCUUCUGGACUACAGCGGAGAAGGCGGAGAGGGAGGCCAGAGGUUGCUUUACGAGGACUCGAUAUCCUGGACGUCCAGCCAGACCCACUCCCUGUCCUCCUCCUCCACAGCCGGCCCCGGGGCCUUCUCUCCCGGCGGCAACCGCAAGCGCAAGAGCCGCAAGCCGUCCCUCCCCCAGGAGCUGGCGCGCUGCGGGGAAGGGGAGCUGUCGGGCACGGCCUCCGAGGCGAUGCUGGCCCAGGCCAGGCUUGCGUGGGAGGCCCAGCAGGUUAUGAAGCAGAGGAGCAGCUGGGACUCCGGGCAGGGAGGUGGCGUGGCGCAGGGCGGCGGCUCCAAGGACGGCUACGAGAGCGACGGGGCGGUGCCGCUGCCGUUGCCGGGCCCCGUGGUGAGGGCCUUCAGCGAGGACGAGGCGCUGGCGCAGAGCGAAGGCCACCACUGGAAACGCAGCACCUUCGAUCGCCUCGGCUUCCCUCAGGCUCUGCUUGAGAAAAGCCUCUCCGUCCAGACCAACCUGGCCUCCCCUGAACCUUAUCUCCACCCGUCACAGUCGGAGGACCUCGGAGCCUGCGCUCAGUUUGAAGCCAGUCGAAAUGCCAGGAACAUGAUGCCGAGCGCCAGCUGUGGCAUUUUCCCAGAAUUCACCUUGAGAAAGCCGUCCUCGGAGACCGACAUAGAGAACUGGGCGUCCAAGCACUUCAACAAACAUACGCAGGGUCUGUUUAGAAGAAAGGUGUCCAUUGCCAACAUGCUGGCCUGGAGCAGCGAGCCCAUCAAGAAGCCCAUGAUCGUGACCUCAGACCGCAACGUGAAGAAGGAGGCGGUGGACAUCUUUAAGCUCAUCCAGACCUACAUGGGAGACCGCCGUUCCAAGUCUGACCCCGUUUCCGUGGCUCUGGAGGUGGUGGUGCGGGGGUGGAGUAACCAGGGUCUGCGUGACGAGCUCUACAUCCAGCUGUGCCGUCAAACCACAGAGAACUUCCGCUAUGACAGUCUGGAGCGAGGCUGGGAGCUGAUGGCCAUAUGUCUGGCCUUCUUCCCCCCCACGCCCCGUUUCCACACCUACCUGGAGGGCUACAUCUGCCGACACAUGGACCCCCUGAAUGACACCAAGGGAGUGGCCAUUAGCAGCUACGCUAAAUACUGCUACAGGAAACUGACAAAAGCUGCUCUGACUGGAGCCAAGAAGGGCCUGCAGAAGCCCUGUAUAGAGGAGAUCCAGCACGCCAGGAUCGCAAUCUUCAGUCCCUCCAUGUUCGGUUCCUCCCUAGACGAGGUAAUGUCACUACAGAAGGAGCGGUAUCCAGACCGCCAGCUGCCCUGGGUACAGACUCGCCUCUCUGAGGAGGUUCUGGGUCUCAAUGGAGACCAGACAGAAGGCAUCUUCAGGGUACCAGGCGACAUAGAUGAAGUUAAUGCCCUCAAGCUGCAAGUGGAUCAGUGGAAAAUCCCCACAGGAUUGGAAGACCCACACAUACCAGCGUCUCUGCUGAAACUGUGGUACAGGGAGCUGGAGGAUCCGCUCAUCCCUCAUGAGUUUUAUGAGGAGUGUAUUACUCACUAUGACAACCCCGAAGCAGCUGUCAACGUGGUGCUGGGCCUGCCGCACAUCAACAAACUGGUGCUCUGCUACCUCAUUCGCUUCCUACAGGUAUUUGCCCAGCCUGCCAACGUGGUCAUCACCAAGAUGGAUGUGAACAACCUGGCCAUGGUCAUGGCUCCCAACUGUCUGCGCUGCCAGUCCGAUGACCCCCGGGUGAUCUUUGAGAACACCCGCAAGGAGAUGUCUUUCAUCCGAGUGCUCAUCCAGCGGCUAGACACCAGCUUCAUGGAUGGGAUCCUAUAGCCCCCCCAUUAUACACCCUCCACAUUCAUACAUUUCCUCCUCCUCUUCCUCCUCCUCCUCCAUCACAGGCCCCCACCUCCUGCACACCGCUCCCCCUCCCCACCUGCACAAGAGCAUCAAUCAAAACACCAAUUUCUGCUGCCGGAUUGAACAUGUUUACUUUAAAAGCAACACAAACUGCCUUGAUUUGAGUUUGUCCACUCUGCAUUUUGAGUUGACCGGCUGUUUCUUUUUCUUUUUAAUAGUCCUUCAACUGACAUUUGCAAGAAAACCACUAAUAGUAGAGUUACCAAGUUUUCACGUGAUAAUUACUGUGUGUGCCUUCACAUGCAUUAAUACGUUGUACGCAUAUGGUAUGAAGGAAUUAGCAGGGAACUCAUCGCUCCGUUGGAUUCAUUGCAUUCAUUUCGUUGGCACACGUGGAGUUUCAGGCCCCAGUGGUUCCAUCCAAAUCUAUGAAAUUGUUGUCGUCUUCGUUUUCCCAUGCACCGCCACAAACUCACGUACCUGCCGUGCACGACGCCAUCCCACGCGAGGCAACUGAGACGAAUGAACAUGCUGUGUGUAGUGCAUACAUUAUACAAGACUGGCGCCAGAUUUUCACAGGAUUAUUAAUUAUAUUAAUUAUAUCAGACUCAUCCCGCGAGACGUAGUACCCCCGAUGCCAGGCUGAAAGGUUAUCUUCAUUGGCAGCAGAUGACCCUCAAAACUGCCGUGACUUGGUUUUUCCUUGAGGCGUUUCUUACUGCUCCAUUCGUGAUACGCUAAAUAUGUGGGUAAAACUAUAGGUUCCCAUCAAACACACUUUAAACACGUUUCUCUAAAGAGAGGCAGGCGUUAGGCGACAGUUCUGUAAGUAGGGAGAACAUGGACACUUAAACCCCCCCUCCCCUGCUGCUGUUAGUGUAUUCUUCACUUAUAUGUCUACACAACGUACUAAAAAACUUUUAUUUUGAAAGCGGGUUGUCACUUUGACGUUCUAUUUUCUAUUCUCUUAACAUCAGGAUUUUUUUUUUUUAAUUAUUUGUCAGUGGGAGAAUUUACUUACUGUGAGGUUAGUGGUAGUGUUUCUGCAGUGUACGAAAUAGUGAUCGCUAUAGAUGUGCAGCAUCGAAGUCAGCAACCUGCCGCACCACUGGUUUUUGCAGUCCAUGUUCUUAUUAUCACUUAACCAAAGCUCACACUGUCGGCGUUAAGUCUUAAGUUCCCCCCUUACUCUCCGAGCUGGUGCUAAUGAGUGAAAUAAACCGGUAAACCGGUAACUCCAUGACCACUUUUUUUUUUUUUUUUUUUUUUUUGCACCGAAACCGUGAAGAAGUCUGCUCGCGUCUUUCCGCUCCGCCUUAGUAUUUGGUGCUGUCCGGCCACUUUUGUCUGUUGUCUGCAGCCUCCCUGCGCCCCGCAGGAGGAGGGACGACAGCAGCACUGCCAAUACGGUCCUAUCCAUACUCGCCCAGAUAAUGACAACGACUCCAAAAUACACCCCCAGCCCCAUACAGCCACUCCACUAUGGCCACACCACCACCGCCACUGAGCCACACCGGGCUCACUGAUGAUUAGUGAAAGUGUCUAGCUGUCUGUGUGUGCUUGUCCGUCCCCCUUGUCUGCCAUUGUUUACAAACUGUACCUGUCUCUUACAUCCACGCCUACAUCUCCUGUCUACGAGCAAGUACUGUUCUUUUCAUUUGAGAUUUUUCUGCAAUAUUUAACAGAAAUUGACAGAAUCUAUGUUUGUUAACCCGUUUCUUUUUAUAUGAUUUAAUUUAUUUAUAUUUAUUUGAGGAAAAUUUCCUCAAUGCCUUCUUGAGAUAUUGUAUUGUAGGCUCCGGUGUAUGUUUUUUUUUUCGUUUUGUUAUUGCACAAGUGAGCGUAUAUCGUGCGUACGACCGUGCGGGUGCCAGACUGAAUGUCUACUUUUCUGUAGAUGCGUGACGGUGCGAACCUCUCUGUACAAGUUCGAUUCAUUUGGGACUUUGUUUGUUUGUUUUUUUGCGACGCUACUGAAAGGCUGAUUGCGAGCACUCCACGGGAACACACACACACACACA
This is a messenger RNA of Mugil cephalus (flathead mullet), 5184 nucleotides long. It is a transcript of the gene arhgap39, whose product is annotated as Rho GTPase activating protein 39. Gene Ontology annotation, biological process: signal transduction. The transcript has 11 exons. Gene Ontology annotation, molecular function: GTPase activator activity; protein binding. Bases 128 to 3136 code for a protein of 1002 amino acids. The record is from RefSeq and is a predicted model, not a curated record. Gene Ontology annotation, cellular component: cytoskeleton; cytoplasm. NCBI's taxonomy places the organism in Eukaryota, Metazoa, Chordata, Actinopteri, Mugiliformes, Mugilidae.